Messenger RNA from Mauremys reevesii (Reeves's turtle), 615 nucleotides. Its product is annotated as zinc finger protein 3-like. Gene Ontology annotation, cellular component: nucleus. Gene Ontology annotation, molecular function: RNA polymerase II cis-regulatory region sequence-specific DNA binding; DNA-binding transcription factor activity, RNA polymerase II-specific. Gene Ontology annotation, biological process: regulation of transcription by RNA polymerase II; central nervous system development. NCBI's taxonomy places the organism in Eukaryota, Metazoa, Chordata, Testudines, Geoemydidae. The annotation marks the transcript as partial. The record is from RefSeq and is a predicted model, not a curated record. The transcript has 2 exons.
CACAGAUCAGACCUUUCUAGACAUCAGAGAAUCCACACAGGGGAAAGACCCUAUGAAUGCCGUGAGUGCGGGAAAACCUUCAAUCGCAGUUCGCACCUUAUUAGGCAUCAAACAAUCCACAGAGGAGAGAGGCCCUAUGAAUGCAGUGAAUGUGGAAAAUGCUUCACUAGCAGCUCAGACCUUUCUCAACAUCAGAGAAUCCACACAGGAGAGAGGCCCUAUGAAUGCCGUGAGUGUGGGAAAAUUUUCACUUACAGAUCAGACCUUUCUAGACAUCAGAGGAUCCACACGGGGGAAAGACCCUAUGAAUGCCGUGAGUGUGGGAAAACCUUCAAUCGCAGCUCGCACCUUAUUAGUCAUCAAACAACCCACACAGGGGACAGGCCCUAUGUAUGCAGUGAGUGUGGGAAAACGUUCACUCAAAGAUCAGCCCUUCCUGCUCAUCAGAGAAUCCACACAGGGGACAGGCCCUAUGAAUGCAGUGAGUGCGGGAAAACCUUCAAUCACUGCUCAAACCUUAUUACCCAUCAGAGAAUCCACACAGGGGACAGGCCCUAUGAAUGCAGUUUGUGUGGGAAAACCUUCAAUCGCAGCUCAACCCUUGUUAGCCAUCAG